AAAAGAAAAAAGGAUUACAUUGGCGGUGAUUUAAUAUUUCAACCACAAGAUGAGUCACGGCGGGAGACUACUCCCAAUGGGUUUUUUUUAAUACUUUUUUUUUUUCUUUAAAUAUUCUUUAUUUGAUUAAUAAUACAUGAGUUUCAAAAAGCGUAACGCAGAUCAGCAACCCAAGUUACCGCCUGGUACAAGACUUAGUGCCUAUAAUGGUCAGCUACUUAUUUCUACUGGUGUCCCUUCGUUGGAUGAUAUAUUAGGAGGUGGACAACCAGUAGGCACAAUUAUGCUCAUCAAAGAAGAUCGUGCUACGACUUAUGCACAGCUUUUACUCAAAUAUUUUCUUGCUCAAGGUAUUAGUUCAGGUCAUCAUUGUGCAAUUGCUUCUCGUGAUGAGGAUCCAGAAGAAAUGUUAAAAACACUCAUGUGGUUAUCAACUUCAGAUCGAGACGAUGAUGAAGAAAGUGAAACAACAAAAAAUGCACGUAACAAUGCUGAAAGUGAUCGUUUAAAGAUUGCAUGGCGUUACUCACAUUUAAAGCGCUUUGAAACAACUGUAAAAGCCAAGCCAGCUUCACCUACUUCUUCGCCUGUUACCAAAUCUUCAGAUCAAGCAGAAAAGACAGGCGAUGAACCAAAGCCUUAUUGUAGCCAAUUUGACUUGACAAAGAGAAUACCAUCCACAGUUUUAGAUGAGGCAAAUACACAUAUUAUGCAUUGGGGAAAUGAUAUAGAGGAGACAGAUAAUCAAGAUGAUUACAAGUGCUUAUUAAAUGAAAUCCAAAAAGUCGUUUUGAAAGGCAAUUUCAGUUCUGCUAUACCCGUUGCUCCUGGUACACCACGUCAUGCGUUAAGAGUAGCUAUUCAUUCUUUAGCAUCACCAAGUUGGAGAUCCAAGUCACCUCAUGACUUGUAUAAAUUUUGUCAUGCACUUCGUGGAUUACUUCGAUUUUCAUUUGGUACAGCUAUUAUUACAGUUCCUGCUUAUCUUUAUGAUGAAGUACCUUAUGUUAUAAAACGUAUUGAGCAUAUGGUGGAUGCAGUUAUUGAAAUAGAAUCAUUCGCAGGUGACCCCGUACAUAACGAGGCUGCUUAUAUUCAAAAUUACCAUGGCUUUUUCCAUGUUCAUAAACUCCCUGUUUUAAAUUCACUUUUACCUCCUAGUACCAAGUUAUCUGUAUUAUCAGGUGGAGGUAGCAACGAUUUAGGAUUUAAACUUCGUCGUAAACGAUUUGCAAUAGAAACCUUCCAUUUACCUCCAGAAGGAGGCGUUGUUACACGUCGAACUGAGCCGCCAUCUUCAACAACAAAAACUAAUAAAAGGAAUAAUAGUGAACAGCAAUCAGAUGUUAUCAAGUCAAAUAGUAAUAGUAUCGGUUUAUCUUCUCUUGCAAAUCGUGGGCCUAAAAAACUUGGCCCCGGUGUAGGCUGCGGUUCUCUUCCUGGUAAAGUGGAUCCUCUUGAAUUUUAAAUUAUAGUAAGAGUUCUCUUUUCCAUUAAUAGUAAAUAAAUAAAUAAAAAAAAAAUAAUUUAUAAUAGUAGAU
Cokeromyces recurvatus is the source of this 1541-nucleotide messenger RNA. RefSeq names its product Elongator complex protein 4. Lineage: Eukaryota; Fungi; Mucoromycota; Mucoromycetes; Mucorales; Mucoraceae. Gene Ontology annotation, cellular component: cytoplasm; elongator holoenzyme complex; transcription elongation factor complex. Gene Ontology annotation, biological process: tRNA wobble uridine modification. Bases 137 to 1468 code for a protein of 443 amino acids. The record is from RefSeq and is a predicted model, not a curated record. The transcript is spliced from 4 exons.